AUGGCAAGCGAACAGGACAUGAGCAACUGGACCGAUCUGCUUCACUCCUCCACUAAGCUUCUCGAACAAGCAGCUCCUUCUGCUCAGUUCCCUCCUCUUCAGAGAAACUUAGAUCAAUUAGAAGCAUUAUCAAAGAAACUCAAGGCUAAAACCAUAAGAACCGAGGCUCCUUCACAAUCUAUUGCUGCUACGAGGCUUCUUGCUCGUGAAGGAAUAAAUGCCGAGCAGCUUGCACGAGAUCUUAAAUCUUUUGAAUUGAAGACAACAUUCGAGGAUGUGUUUCCUGCCGAGGCUACUAGUGUUGAAGAGUAUCUACAACAGGUUCAUGAAAUGGCAAUUGUAUCAGCCAUCCAGGAAGCUCAGAAGGAUAACGUAAGAAGUUUUAAUGAUUACAUGAUGAAAGUUUUGGAGGAGGAUUGGCAAAAGGAAAGACGUGACUUUCUUCAGAGCUUGAGCCGAAUCUCAUCAUUACCCAGGACGAACAUAGUUGAUACAAGCACUGGGGGAACUCGUCCCGGUCAAUUAGCUUCUCUGACUUCCAGCCCCCAUGUUUCUUCUGGUUCAUCUGGCAUGGAAAUUGUAUCUUUAGCUAACAAACCCAUCGUGGAGAAAAAAGCUUUGGCCUAUGCUGAGGUUGUGAAGAAUCUGAAUCAUGCACGAGAGCAUGGAUCACAGUUUAAACCUGCAACAGCUUUUAAGGGUGCUUAUGAAAGCUUAGGUAUUGAAGUAUCUGGUGGAAAAUCUGUUAACAUGCAAAAGAUAUGGCACCUUGUUCAGACAUUGGUGGGUGAAAAUACAACCAUGCGACGGAGUGUUUCAAGAAAAAUGUCAUUAGUGAUUGGUGCAAGACACCAUCUUGAAUGGGGCCAUGAAAAAUACAUCAUGGAUACAAUACAAAAUCACCCUGCACAGGCUGCUCUUGGUGGAGCUGUUGGGAAUUUACAGAGAGUUCGUGCAUUUCUUCGGAUUCGAUUAAGGGAUUAUGGAGUUCUGGAUUUUGAUGCAGGCGAUACUCGUCGGCAGCCUCCUGUCGAUACUACUUGGCAGCAGAUCUACUUUUGCUUGAGAACUGGGUAUUAUGAGGAAGCAAGAACUGUUGCCCUAUCUUCCCGUUCUUCACACCAAUUUGCUCCUAUGCUCAUGGAGUGGAUUAACUCUGGAGGUAUGGUGCCUGCGGAUAUUGCAGCUGCUGCUUCAGAAGAAUGUGAGAAAAUGUUAAGAAUGGGUGAUCGAGUGGGUCGAGCUGCAUAUGAUAAGAAAAAGUUGCUGCUCUAUGCUAUAGUAUCUGGUUCCCGCAGGCAAAUUGACCGCCUGUUGAGAGAUCAUCCAACCCUUUUCAAUACUAUAGAGGAUUUCCUGUGGUUCAAAUUAUCAGCUGUACGAGAUUACCAUGGUGGGACCUCAUCUCUGGUCCUGAAUGAAAGUUUGGUGCCAUGCAGCUUGGAGGAUUUGCAGUCAUACUUGAAUAAAUUUGAGCCAUCAUAUUAUACAAAAAAUGGGAAAGACCCUCUCGUAUACCCUUAUGUGUUACUUUUAAGCGUCCAGAUGCUACCAGCUAUCUUAUAUUUGUCUAAGGAAGCUGCAGAUGAAGGAUAUGAUAUUGAUGCAGUCCAUGUAUCAAUUGCACUGGCUGACCAUGGGGUUUUAAUUGAAGGUGAUGGAACCGGGCAAAAACUUGGGGUAAUGGAUGCUUAUGCAGAGGUCUCUAGCAUAAUUAGACAGUAUGGGUCGGCAUAUUUACGGCAUGGAAAUCUCUCAGUGGCACUAGAAUAUUAUGCUCAAGCUGCAGCUACAGUAGGUGGUGGAGAAACAUCAUGGACUGGGAGAGGUAAUAUUGAUCAGCAGAAGCAGAGAAGCUUGAUGUUGAAGCAACUUCUCACCGAACUUUUGCUAAGGGAUGGUGGUAUUUAUCUUUUAUUGGGUCCAAGAGGUGCUGGAGAAGAAGGUGAAUUGGCGCGCUUUUUGACUGAUUUCAAAGCAAGACAGCAGUUUCUACUUGAAGCCGCUCGCAAGUGUCAAGAAGCUGGACUUGAUGAAAAGUCUAUAGAAAUUCAGAAGCGAGUUGGGGCAUUCUCUAUGGCUUUAGAUACAAUCAAUAAGUGCUUGUCUGAAGCAAUUUGUGCGCUAUCACGUGGUAGAUUGGAUGGUGAGAGCCGGACUGCUGGUCUCAUUAAUUCUGGCAACGAGAUUCUCGAGACAUUUAAGUAUUAUCCUGAUGUCUGGUCACUAAGUUUUCAAGAAAGAGACCAUGUCCUAGAGCAAGAAACUGUGUUGAGACAGCUUGAGGCGAUAUUAUCUGUUCACAAGUUGGCAAGACUAGGUCAUCAUCUUGAUGCUUUAAGGGAGCUUGCCAAACUUCCUUUUCUUCCAUUGGAUCCACGAGUGCCAAAUAUCACUGUUGAUGUGCUUCAGAAUUUAUCACCUCAUGUUCAGGCGUGUGUGCCAGACCUUUUGAAGGUUGCUCUAACAUGUUUGGAUAACGUGACAGAUUCUGAUGGGUCACUUCGUGCCAUGAGAGCGAAGAUUGCACAGUUCCUUGCAAAUAAUAUGAAUCGGAACUGGCCUCGUGAUUUGUAUGAGAAGGUUGCUCAAAGUUUAUGA
This is a messenger RNA of Dovyalis caffra, 2601 nucleotides long. NCBI's taxonomy places the organism in Eukaryota, Viridiplantae, Streptophyta, Magnoliopsida, Malpighiales, Salicaceae. The record is from the annotation of a GenBank genome assembly.